CACCAAUUAUUAUUAGAAUCAGAUAUAAUUUCAGGCAAGAAUGAGCAGUUCGUCGGGAUCGCCUUUUGCUCGGAGCAGGACGCGAUUAGGGAAAUAUGAAUUGGGUAAGACAUUAGGAGAGGGUAGCUUUGCUAAGGUCAAGUAUGCCAAAAACGUACAGACGGGUGAUAAUGUCGCCAUCAAAAUCAUUAACCGUGAUCGCGUCCUCCGCCAGAACAUUAUGGAACAGAUUAAAAGAGAAAUAUCAACGAUGAAGUUGAUCAGACAUCCAAAUGUCGUAAGAAUCCAUGAGGUUAUGGCUAGCAAGACGAAGAUCUAUAUCGUCCUCGAGUAUGUUCAUGGAGGAGAGCUCUUUGAUGAAAUUGCUAGACAUGGAAGACUUAAAGAAGAUGAAGCUAGAAGAUACUUUCAACAGCUUAUUAAUGCCGUUGAUUACUGCCAUAGUAGAGGCGUUUACCAUAGAGACUUGAAGCCGGAGAAUCUAUUGCUGGAUUCAUUUGGUACGCUGAAAGUUUCAGACUUUGGAUUGAGUGCACUUUCCAAGCAAGUUCGAGACGAUGGACUGCUUCAUACUGCGUGUGGCACACCAAACUAUGUUGCCCCCGAGGUGUUAGCAGAUAAAGGUUAUGAUGGUACAACAACUGAUGUCUGGUCCUGUGGAGUCAUCCUCUUUGUUCUAAUGGCUGGAUACUUGCCUUUUGAUGAAGCAAACCUAAAUUCUCUAUACCGAAAAAUCCUGAAGGCUAAUUUUUCACUUCCACCAUGGUUGUCCUCCAGCUCAAAGAAACUUAUCAAGCGUAUUCUUGACCCAAAUCCACUCACGAGGAUCACUAUUCCAGAGAUCCUUGAAGAUGAUUGGUUCAAGAAAGAUUACAAGCCACCACAAUUUGAGCAAGAUGAUGAUGUCAAUCUUGAUGAUGUUGAUGCCAUUUUCAAUGGCUCGGAUGAUCAUCUCAUUACAGAAAGUAAGGAAAAACCUGCUUCUGUCAAUGCGUUCGAGCUGAUCUCAAGGUCAAAAAGUUUCAACUUAGAAAAUUUGUUUGAAAAACAAGGCCUUGUCAAGAGAGAAACACAAUUUACUUCAAGAUCCCCUGCAAAUGAAAUUAUCUCCAAAAUUGAGGAAACUGCAAAACCUCUAGGUUUCAGUGUCCAGAAGAAAAAUUACAAGAUGAAGUUACAAGGUGACAGGACAGGAAGGAAAGGCCACCUAGCUGUAGCAACAGAGGUGUUUGAAGUGGCUCCCUCAUUGCAUUUGGUUGAGCUCCGGAAAACUGGUGGUGACACAUUAGAAUUUCACAAGUUUUACAAGAACUUCUCUUCAGGAUUAAAAGAUAUUGUCUGGACAACUGAACCAACAACCGAACAAAGCUCUGAAGAGAAAAGGUCUUAACAUGCGUCUGUUCCAGCCUUGGACAGCACUGCCUGUAUAGUUCAAAUCACUCAGUAGAAUCGAGCGAGAGUUCACAAGAGCAGAGAUACUUUGUAGAUUCAUCCAUAAUCCAUUGUUUCUCUAUCUGAAUUUGAUCCAUAUAUGCAGUACAAUAGCGCGAUCUGUUGACACCAGUGCCUCAAGAUGAUACCAGCACUCAACAGUGGGGCAAAUGUUUUGGACAAUUUCAAUACGCAGGAUCCCACAAGAUCUCCAUUUUGUAAACACAACUGCUGCUGGAUAUCAGGGAUAUGCAUAGUGAACUAUUUGCCUAUAUUAGAUUCUAAAUUGUGUGUACAUGUAAAUUUUCUCUAUUGUACUUUUUGUAAACAUAUUAGGAUUGACAUCUUUCAGUAUUGAGCAUCAGUUUAGAUUGAAUUUGUAUAAAGUUUUUUUUUCCCUUUUUAAUCCCUUUUCACAAACUCAUACCAUAUUAAGUUGUUGCAUCUUUUGAGAACCAUCAAUUGUUAAAGUAUGUAUGCCCUUUCCAUAUUACUUUCUAUUCAAGCGAAUCAUUACAUCUUCUGUUAAAGGGGUUGUUACAUUUUUUCAAUCUACAUGGUGAUUUUCUUCUGUCCCCUUAUUCCUGAAAAUAAAAAUGUCUCAUAAGUUUCUCUUGCUCCCUAACAAUUGAGGAUAGGAUAUGAAACUACAUUUGUCAUGUGGAAAUGCUUGAGAGUUGCCUUAAUUAUUAGAGUAACUUUGGCCCCUAUUGAGAGAUAUUGCUUUUUCCAGCCUGCCUUUCAAAAAAAAAAUCUUUUCCCAACUCCUAACUUGCCAGAGCUCAUUGUCUCCAGAUUUUCCUCCAAGAUGCAUCCCCAAGUUAUUUCAUGGAAUAUUGUGAAGUCUU
Molecule: messenger RNA, 2279 nt
Organism: Lycium ferocissimum
Lineage: Eukaryota; Viridiplantae; Streptophyta; Magnoliopsida; Solanales; Solanaceae
Product: CBL-interacting serine/threonine-protein kinase 9-like
Exons: 15
Coding region: 41-1390 (449 amino acids)
Biological process (GO): protein phosphorylation; signal transduction
Molecular function (GO): protein kinase activity; ATP binding
Source: RefSeq, a predicted model, not a curated record